AUGAUGCAGCAACCAGGUCCAGGAGGAGCGGUGCCACCACAACAACCACCACCACAGCAAUAUCAACAACCUCCUUACAUGAUGAUGAUGCCACCACCGCAAAUGGCUCAAACACAACCUCCACCUCCUCACAUGUGGGCUCAACAUCCGGUCCAUCAAGCUUCUAUUCCACCACCACAGCAACUACAACAAGGACAAGGUCAACAUCCUGCUAGUUCUGAUGAGGUCAGGACUCUUUGGAUUGGUGACUUGCAGUACUGGAUGGAUGAGAACUAUCUCGCUAGUUGCUUUGCUCAUACUGGAGAGUUUGCUUCUGUAAAAGUCAUUCGUAAUAAGCAAACUUCUCAAAUUGAGGGUUAUGGAUUUAUUGAGUUUACCAGUCAUGCGGCUGCAGAAAGGAUAUUGCAGACUUAUAAUGGUACCCCAAUGCCAAAUGGCGAGCAGAACUUUAGGCUGAACUGGGCUUCUUUUAGUGGGGGUGAUAAGCGUGAUGAUUCUCCUGACUUCACUAUAUUUGUGGGAGACUUGGCUGCUGAUGUUACAGAUUUCAUGCUCCAAGAGACAUUCAGGGCCCACUUUCCCUCAGUGAAGGGUGCAAAGGUGGUGAUUGAUAGGCUCACUGGACGCACAAAAGGCUAUGGAUUUGUUCGUUUUGGAGAUGAAAGUGAACAACUACGUGCUAUGACUGAGAUGAAUGGGGCAUUCUGUUCGUCAAGGCCUAUGCGAGUAGGGCUUGCUACAAACAAGAAGGCUGUGGCUGUUCAGCAAUAUCCAAAAGCAUCCUAUCAGAAUUCUCAGACCCCGAACGACAGCGACCCAAAUAAUACAACUAUAUUUGUUGGUAAUUUGGAUCCUAGCGUUAUGGAUGACCAUUUGAAAGAACUGUUUAGCCAAUAUGGACAAUUAUUGCAUGUGAAGAUACCUGCAGGCAAGAGAUGUGGGUUUGUUCAAUUUGCUGACAGGAGUUCUGCAGAAGAAGCAUUGAAGAUGUUAAAUGGAGUUCAGUUGAGCGGACAGAGUAUUCGACUGUCAUGGGGCCGUAGUCCUUCAAACAAACAGAUAUAUGGCAUGCCUCUUUAUUUGCAGGCUCAGCCAGAUGCAAACCAAUAUGGUGCAGGAUACUAUGGGUAUGGGCAACAAGGAUACGAAAAUUAUGGGUACGCUCCAGUUGCCCAGGACCCCAACAUGUACUAUGGAGGCUAUCCUGGCUAUGGAAACUAUCAGCAGGGCCAGCAGAAGCAGCAGCAUCAGCAGCAAGUAGGAUAUAGCUGA
This is a messenger RNA of Dovyalis caffra, 1272 nucleotides long. Lineage: Eukaryota; Viridiplantae; Streptophyta; Magnoliopsida; Malpighiales; Salicaceae. The record is from the annotation of a GenBank genome assembly.